CUCCGCUAUAAAAUCCCGCCAGGCACUCCUCGCUACCGUGAUUGAGUUCUAUUCUUCUUCUCAGAGAAUUAAAAAGACCUUUUUUCUCUUCAAAAUCCUGAAAAUCCCAACUCUCCUUCUGGCAGAGGUUUUCUCCCCAAAAUCCUAAAUCUCCCUCUCGCAGAGAAGAAGAAGAAACUUCCAUGGCGGACGGAGCACGGAAAACUCUGCAGCCAUGGAAACACCUCGACGGUAAGGUUGUGUUAGUGACGGGCGCUUCCUCCGGCCUCGGCCGUGAAUUUUGCUUGGAUCUUGCGAAGGCCGGAUGCAAGAUCGUUGCUGCCGCUCGAAGAAUCGACCGAUUGAAGUCUCUCUGCGAAGAAAUCAACGGAUUGACUUCUUCCUCUUCCGUCAGAUGCGCUGCGGUGGAGCUCGAUGUCACUGCAAAAGGCUCCGUCAUCGGAGCGUCCGUGCAGAAGGCGUGGGAUGCAUUCGGCCGGAUCGAUGUCUUGGUUAAUAAUGCCGGAAUUAGAGGCAGUGUGCAUUCCCCACUGAGUUUGUCUGAGGAGGAGUGGAAUAAUAUUAUUACAACUAAUCUCACAGGAUCCUGGCUAGUAUCCAAGUACAUCUGUGAGCACAUGCAGAAAGCAAAUCAGAAAGGGUCAAUAAUCAAUAUUUCAUCUAUUGUGGGUCUUAACCGUGGACAGUUACCUGGAAGCCUUGCCUAUGCUGUAUCGAAAGCAGGUGUAAACACCAUGACCAAGGUCAUGGCUAUGGAGUUGGGGGUGCAUAAUAUCAGAGUCAACUCAAUAUCACCAGGAAUAUUCAAAUCUGAGAUCACUGAGGGCCUUAUGCAGAAAGAAUGGCUCAACACUGUCGUCGAAAGAACUGUCCCAUUGAGAACAUUCGGCACGUCGGAUCCGGCACUGACAUCACUUGUUCGUUACCUAAUCCAUGACUCGUCAGAGUAUGUGACAGGCAAUAUGUUUGUUGUGGAAGCAGGCGCAACUCUUCCCGGUGUGCCUAUUUUCUCGUCCCUUUGAUCUCCAUCUGUUCUCUUCUAUACAUUUACAGGCAGUUAUGUUCUAGACUUGGGGAUUCGAACGACAAUGGCUGGUUCUCCAGCUUGAUUUAUGGCUUGGGUAGAUUUCUCCGCAGAGAAUUGUUUGAUGUAUUUAGCCCAAAUAUCCUGCAUAUGUAUUAUCGCCAUAUCUAUUGAUGAAGACGAUCAAAUUUAGGUGCUCUCAA
Molecule: messenger RNA, 1227 nt
Organism: Magnolia sinica
Lineage: Eukaryota; Viridiplantae; Streptophyta; Magnoliopsida; Magnoliales; Magnoliaceae
Exons: 3
Coding region: 183-1022 (279 amino acids)
Molecular function (GO): oxidoreductase activity
Source: RefSeq, a predicted model, not a curated record